Colletotrichum fioriniae is the source of this 1713-nucleotide messenger RNA. The record is from RefSeq and is a predicted model, not a curated record. Lineage: Eukaryota; Fungi; Ascomycota; Sordariomycetes; Glomerellales; Glomerellaceae.
AUGGAUCACGGCGCCGCAGUUCUCGACCCAGCACUACGAAGCGCGGAGCCCUCUAACAAUGACAACAAUGGCAUGAGCGGGACCCCUCAAGGCGCUGCCGGUGCCUACCACGAUGACGAAGCCGCCGCCGCCGCUGGAGCAAGCUCCGAGGGACAGGGACAGGGACAGGGACACCAUCACCAUCAGCACCACCCCGACUCCCCCGAGACGCCUCACUCGGGCCACGACGGCGAGACGCCGCAGCACGAUGCGCUACACGGCGGGAACCACGACGACCCCAAGCGGCCGCGCGCAUGCGAGGCGUGCCGGGGUCUCAAGGUGCGAUGCGAACCCGAUCCGAACGAUACCGAGAGCCCGUGUAAGCGGUGCAAGAAGGCAGGGAGGAACUGUGUUGUGACAAUGCCGACGCGCAAGAGGCAGAAGAAAACGGACUCGAGGGUCGCGGAGCUGGAGAAGAAGAUUGAUGCGUUGACGGCGAGCUUGCAAGCCCGCGGAAGCUCCGCGGCGCCCGGCGCCGCGCCGGCGGUGACGACAACGCCGAGCGCGCAUACGACCUUGCCUACGCCGGGGAGGGACGAGAAUCCAUACAACAAGGGGUGGGGAGGCCAUGGGCUCGCGAGGGAGUGGACUUCGAGUACGGUUGCUGGAACGGGGUUAUCUGUGGAAGGGCUCGAUCCGCAGGAGGCACACGCGGCGGAGAAGGGGCGGUUCGACCACAUUACUUUUCCCGCGCCCUCCGCCGCGGCAGGGCAAAAGAGGAAACACUCGGACCGUGGGGACGAUACGCCGAGCGGCAGCGACAUACCGGAAGGCGGACAGAUCGGGGCCAGGCCGGCGCCGCCGAUCCACAUGGGCAGCGACUACGCCGACGUCGUGGAGCGCGGAAUCCUGAGCGCGGACAAGGCGGCGGAGCUAUUUGAGCGGUACAAUACGCUUAUGGCGCCGCACAUGCCAGCGGUGGUGUUCCCGCGCGACGCGACAGCCGAGGAGACGAGGCGGGCGAAGCCGCUGCUGUUCCUGGCCAUCAUGGCGGCGUCGAGCUCCGAGAGCCCCAACGUGCAGCGGAGGCUGGUCAAGGAGCUGAUGCAGAUCUUUGCCGAGAAGAUUAUCAUCACGGGCGAGAAGAGUCUGGAGAUUGUGCAGGCGCUGCAGGUGGCCGUGAUAUGGUACUGGCCGCCCGAGCACUUUGAGGAGCUAAAGUUCUACCAGCUCGUACACAUUGGCGCCGUGAUGGCGCUGGACAUCGGGCUGGGGAGGCGCACGGCGGGCAGGAAGAUGCAGAUACCGUACCAGUGGCGCAAUCACCCGUUCAAGAGGGCGCCGCCGCCCGACCCGACGACGAGCGAGUGUAGGCGGGCGUGGCUGGCCGCGUACUUCCUGGCGGCGAAUACCUCCAUGGCGCUGCACCGGCCGAACCUGGUGCGGUGGACGAGUUUCAUGGCCGAGUCGAUGCAGGCUCUGCAGACGAGCGCGGACGCGGCGCCGUCGGAUAAGUAUUUCUGUCAUCUUGUGUGGACGCAUCGACUUGCCGAAGAGGUGGGCAUACAAUUCUCCAUGGACGACCCUGCUGUGGUGCCGAAUAUUACGGAUUCGAGGACGCAGUACUCCCUGAGGAUGUUGGAGAGGGAUUUGGAAAAGUAUAGUGCCUCCGUUCCCAAGGAGGAGAUGCAAUGUGAGUUACUAUCCCCCUUUAUACUCACGACGGUUGUAUGA